Colius striatus (speckled mousebird) is the source of this 606-nucleotide messenger RNA. RefSeq names its product ragulator complex protein LAMTOR2. The transcript has 4 exons. The coding region runs from base 64 to 441 and encodes 125 amino acids. Lineage: Eukaryota; Metazoa; Chordata; Aves; Coliiformes; Coliidae. Gene Ontology annotation, biological process: positive regulation of TOR signaling; cellular response to amino acid stimulus. The record is from RefSeq and is a predicted model, not a curated record. Gene Ontology annotation, molecular function: guanyl-nucleotide exchange factor activity; molecular adaptor activity. Gene Ontology annotation, cellular component: Ragulator complex.
GGCCCCGCUGACGCGGCCGCGGCCUGGCGCCGCCAUCGCCAUCGCCCGAGCGGGGCCGCGGCCAUGCUGCGCCCCAAAGCGCUGACGCAGGUGCUGAGCCAGGCCAACACCGGCGGGGUCCAGAGCACCCUGCUCCUGAACAACGAGGGCUCCCUGCUCGCCUACUCAGGCUACGGCGACACCGAUGCCAGGGUCACCGCUGCCAUCGCCAGCAACAUCUGGGUGGCCUACGACAAGAACGGGCACCAGGCUUUCAAUGAAGACAACCUCAAGUUCAUCCUCAUGGACUGCAUGGAGGGGCGAGUGGCCAUCACGCGGGUGGCAAACCUGCUGCUCUGCAUGUACGCCAAGGAGACGGUGGGAUUCGGGAUGCUGAAGGCCAAGGCACAGGCGCUGGUCCAGUACCUGGAGGAGCCGCUCACGCAGGUGGCCGCAUCCUGAGCGUGGGGCUGAGGGGCUCGUGCAAAGACCCUUCACUCUGACACCAUCACUGGUGUGGGUGGGGGGCAAAUGGCCCCGUGGGCGUCCUGGAGCUGAGAAAUAAGGUGUGGGGAACAAACAAGCUGGGGGAAGGGAUGAAUAAAAGCGGUUUUGAUGCUUGUGUCA